Molecule: messenger RNA, 2704 nt
Organism: Meleagris gallopavo (turkey)
Lineage: Eukaryota; Metazoa; Chordata; Aves; Galliformes; Phasianidae
Gene: CCR9
Product: C-C motif chemokine receptor 9
Biological process (GO): immune response; calcium-mediated signaling; positive regulation of cytosolic calcium ion concentration
Cellular component (GO): external side of plasma membrane; membrane
Molecular function (GO): C-C chemokine receptor activity; scavenger receptor activity; C-C chemokine binding
Source: RefSeq, a predicted model, not a curated record
GCCAUCUAAACCAUGCAAACCACAGAGAGAGCAGCCGCUCACAGGUUUGAUUGGGCCUGGGUCUAGGAGCACACACCCAACGCAGCCUACAAAGCCUGGGGCUCAGCGAGGCUGCACAGAGCAGGGCGUGCAGCGGUGUGGCCGACCUCCCCGCAGCGACCACCGAUUGCAUUAUCUCCUUCGACACAAAGGAAGAAUUGAGUAAAGAUGGCACUUGCAAGCACAGUUCCCCACACUGGCAAGACCAGCCUGGAUUACUACAGGAAUGACAGCGCAGGGCUGUCUGUCAUUGGGAACCUCGCCAACGACACAGAGCUCAUGUGUGACAGGAGGCAGGUCUGGCAGUUUGCUCGAGCCUUCUUGCCCGUGUUUUUCUGGCUCAUCUUCUUUGUGGGCACGGUGGGAAAUGCCUUGGUCGUUCUCAUCUACUGCAAAUACCGCUUCAGGAGGAGCAUGAUGGACCGCUACCUGCUGCACUUAGCUGUUGCAGAUCUGCUCCUCCUUUUCACCCUUCCUUUCUGGGCCACGGCUGCCUCCAGUGGAUGGAUCUUCAGAAAUUUCAUGUGCAAAGUGGUCAAUAGCAUGUAUAAGAUCAACUUCUACAGCUGCAUCUUGUUUCUAACAUGCAUCAGUUUUGACAGGUACAUCACCAUUGUUCAAGCAACAAAAGCUAAAUCUUCCAAGCAAAGGCGGAUCCUGCGCAGCAAACUUGUGUGCUUGGCUGUCUGGCUGGCAUCUGUCAGCCUGUGCCUCCCUGAGAUAAUGUACAGCCAGAGCAAGCAGAUCGGUGCUGUGACGGUGUGCAAAAUGACAUACCCGCCCAACGUUGGCACGGCCUUCAGAGUUGCUGUCCUGGCUCUGAAGGUCACUAUAGGCUUCUUCCUCCCGCUUUUGGUUGUGGUUAUUUGCUACACCCUGAUCAUCCACACCCUUCUCCAAGCCAAAAGAUGCCAAAAGCAGAAGUCAUUAAAGAUCAUCACCAUGAUCAUCACUGCCUUUCUUCUCUCUCAGUUCCCAUACAACAUUGUUUUGCUGAUCAAGACCAUCAACAUGUACACCGGGGCGGUGUACAGCUGCCAGACCAUCAAUGGGCUGGACAUUGGGCUGCAGGUCACCCAGAGCAUUGCCUUCCUCCACAGUUGCCUCAACCCCUUCCUCUAUGUCUUUGCUGGGGAACGUUUUAGGAUGGCACUGGUCAGGAUGGUGCGGAGCACUGGCCGCUAUUGGCCUGGAGGCCAGGAGCAGUGCUCCUCCUUGGGUGACAGCCAGGAGCACAGCUCCAACUGGUCCUUUGCCAUGCUGGGGCGGCGGCGGGUGAGGAACUCACUCACCCUCAGCACCCAUUUGGCCUCCUCUGUUGUUCCUGCCUCAUGCCAAGUCUUUGUGUAAGCCAGUGUCUCUUGAGGGUUAUCAAGCAUGUCCUUUCAGACAUCACUCCUGCACCCCAAAGAUUGCCUUGGUUGUGUCCAGGACUAAGCAGGGACACUGAGGGCCCUACAUGUGCUUCCUUUGUGCCCUGCCAAGCCAGACCAGGCCUCACUCACAUAGGGAAGUGAAACCUUCAGCACCACGCAGCAAAAUGGAGCCAGGCAUGUUGUGAGCCGAGCUGACAAAGGAUAAGAACUAUCUCUGAGGCAGCUCUUAGAACCCAUCCAUUGCUCAAAACACAGCCCAAAUAGCAAGCCUCUCAGAAAAGCCAUAAGCAUCAUGCAAGGAUGAACCACACUUCCAUCCAUGGGAAGUGGUGAGAAGGAGCUGGGCCCUCACUGCAGGACGGCUCCAUGAUAACUCGAUUUUUGGCCAUUGCCUGGUUUCAGAAAGUGAAGGCUGUUUCCUGCACAAAUGGACACAAUACUGCUUUGUGGGACAGUCAAAGGAAAACUAAUAUUCUGUACUCACUACAGGAUUAAAUCCUUCUCCUGUAUUUUAGCUCUUCGAUGUAGGGUGAGAGCAGGUGCAAUGUAUUUGCUGCAGUUUUGUAUUUCUCUGCAUUGACAAGCCACAACUCUCAGUAAGAAUUCAAAGCCACUGGAUGCUCUGAAUUUUCUGUCCCUGAGCACUUAAACCCCAAACUGACAAUUCAAUAAACCAUCAAUUACGGCACUUUUGCAAAGACAACAAAAGACGUUUAACCCAGAACUGAUGAGACAGAGAGUCAUAAGAUCUCAAACCUAUCGUUAGCAACAUUUUGGUUGAGAUGCUCCUCUUGGGGCUGGUGGGGUAGAAGGUGCAUUUAGGUGGGAGCUGCAGCAAACCUACUAGUUUCUUGGGAACUGCGGAUGGGCCAACACUGGCACCAUUAGGGCACGGGAGGUCUGCGGCACCACAAGGCUCCCAGCAGUUCCCACCCCAGGCACCCCCAAGCUUAUGCUGCUUGUUUUAGUGCCCAGCAGGCUUUCUUGUAAAUAACCUAUUUUAAUAAUCUGCUUUGGCGUUAGGUUACUAUCAAUCAUUAAAGCAUCUGAGUAAACACCAGUUUUCUGCAAGGCUUGGCAUUGCUUUCCUAACUAACACAGUAAAUCUGAGUAGAUGGGGUUCUACUUUGACAUACAUUUUUGAGGGUUUUUUAUUGUUCUUCAUUUUUGCCUUAGAGAAAUAAGUGCUGAAAGAGACAUGCAUUUUUUCCUGUAUGUGUAAAGGCGGCGUUUGUGAUUUGCAUGGAGCUCAAAUGGAUCAGAAGCUGAAAUUCCCUUCAAUAAAACAC